Messenger RNA from Clarias gariepinus (North African catfish), 1686 nucleotides. Its product is annotated as L-amino-acid oxidase-like. The record is from RefSeq and is a predicted model, not a curated record. The coding region runs from base 1 to 1686 and encodes 561 amino acids. NCBI's taxonomy places the organism in Eukaryota, Metazoa, Chordata, Actinopteri, Siluriformes, Clariidae. The transcript is spliced from 7 exons. Gene Ontology annotation, molecular function: polyamine oxidase activity; L-amino-acid oxidase activity. Gene Ontology annotation, biological process: amino acid catabolic process.
AUGUGGAUUUACACCAGUCACUGCAAGAGGGCACCAGUCCCUAAGGACGUGGCAGCUGGACAGGCCAGUGUCACCAACAACAGCAAGAAAGGGUUGAGGUUUGUGAUGUGGUGGUGCCUCUGUGAAGUGGUUGUAGAGCAGAGUAGUGUGAAAGAAUUAUGUUACAUACUUAUAACUAUUUACCACUGUUUUCCAGUAUCUGUUGUGAUUGUACUGUUCAUCGCCUUGAGUGCCAGUGGACAUGAAGAUGACCUGAUUUCAAAAUGUCUUCAAGAUGAUGACUAUAAUGAACUUAUUAAGAUAGUCAAAGAAGGUCUUCCUCUGCCACAGAACCCUCACCGUGUGGCCAUCAUUGGUGCAGGGAUAGCUGGACUGACUGCAGCUAAGUUACUAGAGGAUGCUGGACAUGAGGUCACAAUCAUAGAAGCAAGUGAUCACAUAGGUGGACGAAUCAACACGUACAGGGAUGAAAUAGAGGGCUGGUAUGCAGAAUUUGGUGCCAUGAGGAUCCCAAGCUUCCACUGGAUUCUCAGAAAUUUCACAUCAAAGCUGGGUCUGCAACUCAACGAAUUCAAUGAAGUAGACAAUAAUACUUACUAUUAUGUCAAUGGUGUCCGUCAUAAAACUUUUGAAGUGAAUGAGAAUCCUGAUUUGCUGAACUACCCCUUAAGAGAGGAGGAGAAAGGAAAAUCAGCCCAUCAACUUUUUAAUAAAUCCUUGUGGAAGAUAAGAGAGGAUCUGAAAUCAAUUGGCUGCAAUGCAACUAAAAAGAAGUACGAUUCAUACACUCUUAAGGAGUAUUUAUUAAAGGAGGCAAACCUGAGUGCUGGAGCCUUGCGCAUGAUUGGAGACAUCCUUAAUAUGAACACCUUCUACAUUUCUCUUACGGAAAGUCUCUAUCUGCAGUGUAAUGUAAAUGAUGACACAACAUAUUCUGAGAUCUCAGGUGGCUUUCAUAACUUACCGAAAAGGCUUUAUGAAAUCCUUAAUGUGAAGAUCCUCCUCAGCUCAAAAGUUAAAGGCAUCAGUCGGACAGAAAGUGAUGUCAGAGUGUUUUAUAAACAACACAAGGCACCCUUCUUGACCCAGAACAGAUUUGACUACGCCUUGGUGACGGCUACAGCCAAAGCCACUCUCUUCAUCAAAUUUCAACCUCCCUUAAGUUCCUUGAAGAAUCAGGCCCUGCGCUCAGUGCACUAUGCGAGUGCCACCAAGGUUGUGCUGAGGUUCAGCCACAGGUUCUGGGAAGACGAAAGCAUUUAUGGUGGAAGAAGCAUUACAGAUUUGCCCUCACGCUUCAUCUACUACCCCAGCCAUAGCUUCCCUGGGAAAGGAGGAGUCAUAUUGGCCUCCUACACUGUCUUGGAUGACUCCACACUCUUCCAAGGAAUGUCUGAUGAUCAGCUAAAGUUAGAGGUGCUGAAUGACUUGAUUAAGAUCCAUGGAAGGCACAUCCAGGAUCUCUACAUUGGAGGUGUUGUGAAGAAAUGGGGGUUGGAUCCAUACAGUCUUGGAGCCUUUGCUUUGUUUACCCCCUACCAACAAACUCAGUAUAUUGAUGGUCUGUCCAAAAAUGAGGGCAGGAUUUUUUUUGCUGGGGAACAUACGGAUAUGCCACAUGGCUGGAUUGAGACUUCUAUGAGAUCUGCCAUCAAAGCGGCAAGAAACAUAAACAAUGCUGUAUAA